Molecule: messenger RNA, 376 nt
Organism: Gracilinanus agilis (Agile Gracile Mouse Opossum)
Lineage: Eukaryota; Metazoa; Chordata; Mammalia; Didelphimorphia; Didelphidae
Product: histidine ammonia-lyase-like
Exons: 2
Coding region: 1-315 (104 amino acids)
Biological process (GO): L-histidine catabolic process
Molecular function (GO): histidine ammonia-lyase activity
Source: RefSeq, a predicted model, not a curated record
AUGGUUUUUGCCAAUAGAGGAGAGACCAUUUCGGGGGGGAAUUUCCAUGGUGAAUACCCAGCAAAAGCUCUAGACUAUUUGGCCAUAGCCGUCCAUGAACUGGCGUCCAUCAGCGAGCGGAGAAUCGAAAGACUGUGCAACCCGUCACUCAGUGAGUUGCCUGCGUUCCUGGUGGCUGAAGGGGGCCUGAAUUCGGGGUUCAUGAUUGCCCACUGCACAGCGGCAGCUCUGGGUAAGAACUCCACCUAUUGCCUCAGGGAGAGACCCUGGCAAGCCCAUGAGUGUCUGGGGAUGGAAGGAAGCUCAGGAAGGUGAAGCCGUGUCUCAUGAAAAUCAGCUGAAGAAAAAGAAAGGAAAGGGAAUGAGCAUUAAUUAA